This is a messenger RNA of Argentina anserina (silverweed cinquefoil), 781 nucleotides long. RefSeq names its product non-specific lipid transfer protein GPI-anchored 7. The transcript is spliced from 3 exons. The record is from RefSeq and is a predicted model, not a curated record. Lineage: Eukaryota; Viridiplantae; Streptophyta; Magnoliopsida; Rosales; Rosaceae. Bases 61 to 522 code for a protein of 153 amino acids.
CAGAGCAGACCAAAUAUCCUCCCAAUAAUUCAGAACAGCAAAAACCAGAGAUUCACACUAAUGGGUUGCCGCAACAUUUCCACACUGACGGCCAUGGUAGUUGCGGUGGUCGUGUUGAGCUCGAUCGCAAUCCCAACAACCAAGGCACAGGAGCAGUCGUGCGCUAAUGACCUACUGCCCUGUGGAGACUACCUCAACAACACCAACCAACCAUCCACCGCCUGCUGCACCGCCAUCAAUGAAACCGUGUCCACCCAGCUCACCUGCCUCUGCAAUCUCUAUUUCAACUCCAAUGUUCUCCAGAGCCUGGGCGCUACCACCGAAUCCGCUCUCAGAGUAGCCACCGCUUGCGGCGUCGACUCUGUCGAUGUGAAUCAGUGCAAAGCUCUCCUAGGUCAAGCACCAGCUGUUUCUCCACCUACAGCUGUACCGGGAGGUGAUGGUGGCAGUGGUUCCGUCAAGAUUGCGUGGACAGGACUCCCUGCCCUGCUCUUAUUCUGGGCUUCUCUCAUGUACUACUAGGUUUUUCGCAGCCGAUUGUUAUAGUCUAUUGAGUAAAUAAGAUUGGUUUUGGUAUUAGGGUCCAGAGCAGAAACUUGGAGAUCAUUGUAUUUGCUUCACGUUGGUACGUUGAUAUUAAUUUAUUUGAAAUGCAUUCGUAGCUUGGAUCACUUUAUUCAGAAUUGCUUAUGGACAUGGUUAUCAGGUUAUGUGCUUUUGGUAGCCAAUGACCAGAUUCUUAUGAUGGUUUUUUAAAACAUUAGUAAUAAAUCAAUCUUUG